AUGAAGACCGAGGACUAUAGACCGCAAUCGACAUCUAGAAUUCAACUACCGACUUCAGCGUCUUCAACAUCUACAAACCGGAAGCCGAAGAGUUCAACACUCUCCUGGCGCAUCUUGGUUUUGUUCGCCAGCCUCGCUAUCUACGCUAUGUACAACGGCCUAGCUACUUUGCGCCCGAUGGCCAACGGAUUAUCACGGUGUACGAACUCGAUUUUCAUCCCAUUCAUCUACAAUUUCAGCCCCAAACAUGUUCCACAAGUCAUGUGUAGCAUCGAAGGGGUCGAUAUCAAGAUGCCUGUAGACACAGGGUCCACCGGCACGUUGAUAGGAGCCCCAAUACUUCCAAAUGUAUCGUCUACCGAGGGCAAACCAGCACACCACUUCUUCACGAGCAGCAAGAUUCUCUACGUAGGUCGACUGGUGAAGCUUCCGAUGGACUUCAUCGGCGAGGCUGGCUCCUACGCGACCGCAAAUCUGCCUGUUUUGAUCGUCGACAAGAGUUGGAGAUGCCCUUGGUAUGAUCCCAGUAAAGACCGGUUCGAAUGCCCGCCAGGCCCAGACGGGGAGCGGGCCGAAGAGAGGGACACUUCGCAAAUCACUUACAUGGGUAUUGGCUUUGGAAGAAACGGCCCGAGAGACGGCAUGCCAUAUGCGACACCGAGCGUCAACCCGUUCUUGAACAUCGACUCCAUCGACGGGGAGCCGAUAUCAGACGAAGCUUUGCGACCUGGAUAUAUCAUAUCGACUGAGGGUGUACAGAUAGGGUUGACGCCGAAGAAUACAAAAGCCUUUGCAUUUUCGAAUCUAGAACCGGGCCUGAACCAUAGCGAAGAUGUGAGGGAUUGGGCCAUGGCAAAGAUGAGCUUUAGCAUCGACGGUGAAGAGCAGAACCGUGGUACACUGCUGGUCGAUACUGGUAUAGCGCAGAUGUACAUCAGAGCCGAACAGGGCGUGUCGAUACCGACUGUCAUCGUACCCAAUCCCAACCCCGAUGGCCACGCAAAGAUGGUGAAGCGCGUGAAGCCUGGAACCAACAUCACUAUUGGAUUUCCGUCGCUAGACCGACCGGCAACUUCAUACUCGUUUGUUGUUGGCGAGAGUUCGGCCAUCCAACCCACUUAUGUGUUUCCGCAGCUACCUGAACAUCCUCCCUAUGUCAACACUGGACGGAACUUGUUGUUCGGUUAUUCGAUAGCUUUCGAUGCCGUGGAAGGGCGUUUCGGCUUUCGUCAGGUUGGCAACCAUGCCUCUUCGUCUGUACUAUAG
Messenger RNA from Alternaria atra, 1266 nucleotides. RefSeq lists its product as uncharacterized. The coding region runs from base 1 to 1266 and encodes 421 amino acids. The record is from RefSeq and is a predicted model, not a curated record. The transcript has a single exon. Lineage: Eukaryota; Fungi; Ascomycota; Dothideomycetes; Pleosporales; Pleosporaceae.